UUAUGGGAAAGUCAGGAGGAACCUUUGAUUUUUUUGCUAAAUCGUUUUUCGAAUUUGACCAAUAAUUUGAGUUUUUCUAAAAGCAAUGAAAACAGUAGGUACCUGAAAAUUGUCAUGAAAAAUCAGCUAAUAAUGCAAUGCACGGGUCAUCCCGAACGGAAUCAGGCUCUUAGCAAAAUUGUGCAAUUCUCCUUAGCCCUCUUGAUUUUUAUUUCAUCCCUGAGAGCGAUAUAUAUAAAGUAGAUUAAAUCAACUACGGAAACUAAAUGGGAUCUGCCCCAGGGCCUUUCUCUUCAAACGCCUCAUCUGUAAAGUUUAAUAAACUACGACUCUGAUAUCAUUAGCGCUAAAAAUAGUUGUAUCGUAUAAGCAAUAACAUUCUGACUGAACUACGAGGAGAGCAGACAACUGGAAUAUACUAGCCUGUACCAAUGGCUGGAAAUUUCAAAUAGUACCAGCGCAAGCAGAAAACAGGCAGAUUUUUGAAGCGAAUGGAAAUUUUAGGAGUGAAGUUAUGACUUCUUAGCUCCUAAAGUAUGGUGUUACGUGAAACAAGAAUCCUGAUUUGGCAGUUGGGGUGCAUGCCAGGGAUUCAAUUUCUAUACUGCAGCAUUGAAAAGCUGACAAAUUAUGGGUUAUAUCUAUUGAUUGUAUGGGAAAGUUUCGGAAACGCAUUUAUUAUAUAUCAGACUGGCGAAAAAAUAUCUAUGAAGAAUUGCUGCGGAAGUGGCAAAUACGGAUGAAAAUGACACAAUUUUAAAUAAAUUCGAUACAAGAUGGAGCAAGUGUAAUUCUAACCUAGAAUAUACUAACAUUUGCUGACGCUUCCCUGACCUACAUUACUUACUUUGGAUAGUCAUUUGUCAAGUCAAACAAUAUUAUUGUGAAGGGACUUCAAAGGGAGGAGACGUUUCGGUGUUAAAGAACCUAAUUAUUGCUUCCUCGAUCCUCCCCAAAUCAACAUGCUUGAAGUUUGCGUAGAUUGUAUUGAAUCUGUUGUAGCAGCAGAACAAGGUGGCGCAAGCCGUAUUGAGCUAUGCUCAGCCCUCAGUGAAGGUGGCCUAACACCAACUCUGGGUACACUUAAAACUCUCAAAUCUAAUCUAAACUGCAAAAUCCCAAUUUUCUGCAUGCUUCGGCCACGUCGGGGUAAUGAUUUCUUUUACACACCAGAAGAGAUACAAUCUCUUCUGUAUGAUAUCGAAUUAUUCAAAGAAAAUGGAGCGGAUGGAUUCGUUUUCGGAGCCUUGGAUGCCAACAGGAAUAUCGAUGUGGAAAAUUGCAAAACUAUAAUUUCUGCAAUUGGAAAUUUGCCAGUAACAUUUCAUCGUGCCUUUGAUUUGACUGAUCCACAUAGAAUGCAUGAAAACGCCCAACUCAUAAAGGAUUUAGGAUUCAAGCGGAUUUUAACGAGUGGAUUUGAGACCACUGCAGACAGAGCCAUCAAUGCCUUGAAGGAAUUAGUUUCACAUCAUGAAGAUCUCAUAAUAAUGCCAGGUAGUGGGGUGAAUUCCAAGAACUUAGAGAAGAUUCUACUGGAAACAAAUUGCAAGGAGUUUCAUGCUUCGGCGAGAGCUCAUGUAGCGAAUUCUGAUGAGAAUUCGGGGUCGAUUUCGAUGGGCGGUGGAAAAAGUGAUGCAGAACCGCGACAAGUUACUUGUUCUAGAAUUGUUAGGGAAUUAGUUGAUAUUGCCAAACGAUAUAAAUGAGAGGGCAAUAUAAAUUGACUUUAAAUAAGUUUAUGUUGUAAUUUUUAUGCAAAGGAAAUACGCGUUUUAAAUAAUCGCUUUCUGCAAUGUAUUUCAGAAAAAAUAAUAUUUAUCUACACCUUUUGAGUAAAUUCCAAUAUUAAAACGAA
This is a messenger RNA of Hermetia illucens (black soldier fly), 1858 nucleotides long. Its product is annotated as copper homeostasis protein cutC homolog. The transcript has 3 exons. The record is from RefSeq and is a predicted model, not a curated record. Gene Ontology annotation, molecular function: copper ion binding. NCBI's taxonomy places the organism in Eukaryota, Metazoa, Arthropoda, Insecta, Diptera, Stratiomyidae. The coding region runs from base 963 to 1709 and encodes 248 amino acids.